AUGAUUUACAUGCAUCUUGCACUUUUGGCUUCAUUGGAAGGUUUUACUCAGGGAACGAUCUUUGCUUUUCAUUCAUCAAGUAUUGAUUUCAUAAUCAACCGAGAACCAGUGGGAGAGGAUAGAACUUUCGGUAGAAUACGCGUUAAGGAGCAUUCGGAUUUUGAUAACGAGGAGCUAUACUGGGUGGAUCCUGAAUCGCCUGCAUACCAUGUGAUUAACGUUAAUCCACUGACUGGAGAUCUGACAGCGGUCUAUCCUCUAAAUCCACAAUCGUACUUUGUGACAAUCCAUGCGGGUAGCAGAAAUGAAAAACAUCAUUCAACGGUGGAGGUUCAUUUGCACGUCGAGUGUUUCGCAGGUUCUAAAAUGUGGAACAAUGCCCUUGGCUGGUCACGAAUCAACUUGUCAUACGAAAAUCAGAAUGAUGAACUUCGUCUCUGGGAAGUGCUCAAAAGUGAGACAUCUGGAGCCACUUUGGCUCCAAUGAAUCCCCGUCACUUUGAACUCGGUUAUCGGAUUACAUUGCAACAGUUCGGCUGCAUUCCACCGAUUCGCAUCACAUGUAAUCCCUCAAAAGGGAUCAAGUUGACCAACAUGAAGCUGGAGUCUGUUGGCGGGGGUAUGAAAUGCCCCAGCGUCACAAGUGAUCGUAUGUCGGAAUAUCAGUUACUGGCACAGUUUUGGGCUACAACUCCGUAUCACAUGUCGAAUGUGUCAGGACUAGUGAUCACGAAGGUCUCCACCGAUCAAGAGUCACACUACUGCAAGUUCCCACCGUAA
Molecule: messenger RNA, 780 nt
Organism: Echinostoma caproni
Lineage: Eukaryota; Metazoa; Platyhelminthes; Trematoda; Plagiorchiida; Echinostomatidae
Source: the annotation of a GenBank genome assembly